GAAGCGAAUCCACCAUCAAAGUACUUAUUAGUGCUGCCCGUUUCCAUCCGCACAACAGACAGGCAGAUAUAAGAUAUAGCGCUUAAGUAUUGUGAAACAUUUCCAUGUUUCCUUGCUCGCACUUUACAACACCCAACCUAGAACUAUAAUGGCGUCGGUCUCAGAACAAGCUCCUAGCACGGACCUGAUCACCUUGAGCAGACAUGUGAUGGACGACCAGCUGCGGCUGGGAGCAGCUGCCACGGGAGAUCUCACCCUCUUGCUCAUCGCUAUCCAGGUGACUAGCAAGUUCAUCGCGACCAAUGUGCGAAAAGCCCGGCUCAUCAACCUUGUCGGCCUUGCUGGCGAGACCAACGUCCAAGGCGAGGAGCAGAAAAAGCUCGAUGUUCUGGCUAACGACAUCAUGGUCAACGCCCUGCGGGCGUCUGGAAAGACCGCAGUCUUGGUCUCGGAGGAGCUUGACAAUGCCAUCAUCAUUGAGGAGAAGAACAGGGGAAAGUACUGUGUAGUCUUUGAUCCGCUUGACGGUAGUAGCAACAUCGAUGCUGGUGUCAACAUCGGGACUAUCUUCGGCAUUUACCCUGUGAGACCGGACUCUGAUGGAACUAUUGGAGAUGUGCUCAGACCAGGGAGUGAGAUGGUUGCUGCAGGAUACACGAUGUAUGGUUCCUCGGCGAACUUGGUUCUCUCCACUGGGUCUGGUGUUAACGGGUACACCCUGGACGCCGCUCUAGGAGAGUUUAUCCUCACUCACCCUGAUAUCAAAAUACCUGCUCGUGGUAAAAUUUACUCCUUCAACGAAGGAAACUCGAUGUAUUUUUAUCCUCCUGUGACCAACUACCUGAACUCGAUCAAGUAUCCGAAGACUGGUUCUCCUUACUCCGCUCGGUACAUUGGGUCCAUGGUCGCAGAUGUGCAUAGGACGCUGUUAUAUGGAGGGAUUUUCGGAUACCCUGACGAUAAGAAGAGCAAAUCUGGAAAGUUGCGAUUACUAUACGAGGCAUUCCCCAUGGCCUUUUUGACCGAACAAGCCGGUGGAGUCGCAACUACGGGCACCAUGCGUAUCCUCGACAUUGUGCCAACGAGCAUACAUGAGCGGUGCUCUGUGUUCCUCGGGAGUCGGGACGAUGUGCAGGAUCUUACGAAAUUCUAUGCCAGUGUGAAGGCCUAAUCAAGAUUAGCAACCAGUGAUAUGUACUGCCUGCCAUGUCCAAUGGAAUUAAUUGUAUCCAAUCACUGCGUGGUUUUUGUGUUGAGACUUGAACUGAAAUUUAUUAAAGCCGAAAAUGGAAUGCUUGGUGAAUUCUUAUGAAAUGUUUACUCAUAAUCCUCAGGGUCUUCGGUGUUCGAAUGUAACGAGAGCUCGAAUGUGAAGUGACGCGAUGGUUGCGCGAUAGCACGCGCUGUCGCUUUCUGGUGUGGUUGAGCCAGUGGGAGGACAAGGACCCUCGACAAGACUCGAGUAUUUCAUAUUGGCAAUAUUUCAUGACACUGUUCAGCACUUGGACUGAAUCGGAU
Suillus plorans is the source of this 1518-nucleotide messenger RNA. Its product is annotated as fructose-1,6-bisphosphatase class 1/Sedoheputulose-1,7-bisphosphatase. The transcript has 8 exons. Gene Ontology annotation, biological process: gluconeogenesis; sucrose biosynthetic process; fructose metabolic process. Lineage: Eukaryota; Fungi; Basidiomycota; Agaricomycetes; Boletales; Suillaceae. The record is from RefSeq and is a predicted model, not a curated record. Gene Ontology annotation, cellular component: cytoplasm; cytosol. Gene Ontology annotation, molecular function: fructose 1,6-bisphosphate 1-phosphatase activity. The coding region runs from base 149 to 1171 and encodes 340 amino acids.